AAAUCUUUCCAGCAGUUUCCCUCCCUCCCCGUUUUCUCUCGUCCACAAACGGCACAGCAGGACCCCCGUCCGAGGGCUCAACCGCGCCUAACCCUCGCCUCGGAGUUUUACAACAAAAGACAACCACUUGGAAAGUGUUUUUCAGCUGGGGAUUUAUCACUGGACGGGAAGAGAACAAAGGGGAGGGACGGUCUGCGCUGAUGGACUCGGAGAUGAGAUAGCUUUCCUAAUCUAGCCCAUCUCCCCAUCCUUCCUUCCCCGUGGUCGGACGGGCUGGGACUCUUCUUUCCGGAUGAUGUAACUGGUUUGUGACAGCUCGGAUUUACCGUCGCCGCCAGCAUUUUACUUUUAAUUAUCAGCGGUGAUACCCGACGACAAGCCGCAUCCUCGGCUUUUCUUCUCGGAGCCCGUGUCCAGGUUUCGGUGAGGGGGCUCAGCUCAGCGGGACGUUGCACGGAGCUCAACUGGCACUUCCCCCGGUGUGGGUGAGCGGCGGUGCAGUCAUGUGGCAGAGGAUUCAGAUUUGCUGCGCACUGUUUGCACUGUAUUCAGCGGCACCGCCUGCACACAUCAACCGUCUGGCGCUGUUCCCUGACAAGAGUGCCUGGUGCGAAGCCAAGAACAUCACACAGAUAGUCGGGCACACGGGAUGUCAGCCUCGCUCUAUUCAAAACAGAGCUUGUCUGGGCCAGUGUUUCAGCUACAGCGUCCCCAACACAUUCCCACAGUCAACCGAGUCUCUGGUGCACUGUGACUCCUGCAUGCCUGCCCAGACACAGUGGGAAGUGGUGACUCUGGACUGCCCCGGCAGUGAAGACUCUCCUCGGGUGGAUAAACUUGUGGAGAGGAUCUUCCACUGCAGCUGCCAGUCAUGCAGUAAGGAAGGCGCCCAGGAGGGGGCGGUGAUGCAGCUGUAUCCAGCAGACAACGGCCUGGACUCCUCUCCGUCCUUAUCCGACACCCUCAGCGCAGUUCACUCUGACCCUCUGCCCCACUCAGACCCACACUCUAAUAAGCAUGCUCAGCCACACACGGACCACCACACGCUACCCCACACAUCAGACGGGGGCUAGGUCCAUCGUCUGUCUCACCAUUAUUGGGACUUUGCUUGCUUCUCUGUUCUCCUCCACACUGCGUCCUCUAUACCAGUCUGUAGUAUUGUAAAGGCACUUUGAACGCAUGACUUCACUUUGUGUUAAAACGUUUCUUAAAACACUCACACAGUCAUGCUUUCAGAAUACACUCUACUGUAUAUAAACUCGUACAAACACACAAGCCUGAGCACUCUUUUGUUUCCUGAUUAACACGUGCGUGUGUUUACAUGUGUGGAUCCAGACACGACUAUAGUCUGAUAAUAAACGGUAGUCUUUUAAUGCGCUUUGAAUGCAAUAAAUUCUGUUGUUGUCA
Messenger RNA from Mugil cephalus (flathead mullet), 1407 nucleotides. It is a transcript of the gene nbl1, whose product is annotated as NBL1, DAN family BMP antagonist. The coding region runs from base 504 to 1073 and encodes 189 amino acids. The transcript is spliced from 4 exons. Gene Ontology annotation, biological process: animal organ morphogenesis. The record is from RefSeq and is a predicted model, not a curated record. Gene Ontology annotation, molecular function: receptor ligand activity; BMP binding. Lineage: Eukaryota; Metazoa; Chordata; Actinopteri; Mugiliformes; Mugilidae.